This is a messenger RNA of Candida tropicalis MYA-3404, 2643 nucleotides long. RefSeq names its product Ssy1p (gene SSY1). Gene Ontology annotation, cellular component: membrane. The record is from RefSeq and is a predicted model, not a curated record. The transcript has a single exon. NCBI's taxonomy places the organism in Eukaryota, Fungi, Ascomycota, Pichiomycetes, Serinales, Debaryomycetaceae. Gene Ontology annotation, molecular function: amino acid transmembrane transporter activity. The coding region runs from base 1 to 2643 and encodes 880 amino acids. Gene Ontology annotation, biological process: amino acid transmembrane transport.
AUGGCAGACCCUUCUUCUGGGUCUGAAAGAACUUCACAAACGUCAUCAUCAUCAUCGUCAUCAUUUGUUGAGAACAAUAUCCUUUUUCCGAGUUUACACAAGAACACCAAAAAUAGCACUAAUAGUCAAGUCAAACAACAACAAAAUGAUAAACCGUCAGAUGUAUUAGAAUCAGACUCUGAAUCUGAAUCAACGCAGAACUUGAGAAAUGCCUUUGUAUCACCAUUACGACAGCCUGGGUUUAGAAGCGAAUAUAAUAUGGUUGAAGUUGAUUUAUCUCAAGAUCUGUCCCUACAUACCCGAAAGGCAUCAUUAUCAUCUACAUUCUCAGAAGUAAAUGCAUCAUUUGACAGUUCAAUCAUCAACAAAAUUGCAACCUCAGUAGUUAAUAAAGAUGAGACUGAGGAAUCAGGACGAUUUAAAUAUUUACGACUAUAUGAAAAGUUAAGUAAAUCAAAGAAAAGAGAACAAAAACAAACCGAACAGCCAACAAUACUUGAAAACCAAGAUAUCCCAUUGCAAGAUAUGGAUUCCGAAAGAUCAUCAUUAUUUAAUUUAUCCCAGUUGGAUGAUUUCAAUAAGUUUGUUAAAGAAUCAGCCAUAAAUGAUGAAAUAAUCCACCGAGUUCAAGAAAAACUACCGAGUGGGCCAGAAAGAAAUCAGAAUGUACUUAAUGUUGUCAAUGAGGUUGAUUUGGCCGAUAAUUUUUAUGCUGGUCAUGAAGAACAAGGAACAAAACAGGAAGGUAAAAAGAAGUUUCAAUUGAAGAAUUGGAAACGAAAUCAUAGUGCAUCAUUUGCUUCACAAGGUGAUUUAAGUGAACUUUAUUUCCCAUCCACAGAAAUACCCACUUCAUCUGAUAGUGUUGACGAUGAUCAUGGGCAAGGGCAACGACAGUUUUUACAACGAAAACUAUCUGUGAGGCAUUUACAAAUGAUCUCCUUUGGUGGGACUAUUGGUGUGGGGUUGUUUUUGAAUUCUGGUAAAGCAAUUACAAUAGCUGGUGGGUUUGGAGCAAUGUUGGCAUUUAUUAUUGUGGGUAUCCUUGUAUUGGCAACAUUGAUUUCAUUUUGUGAGAUUGUUACAUUUGUUUCUGUUAUAGAUGGGGUUUCUGGUCUUUCGUCACGUUUUGUUGAUGAUGCAUUUGGGUUUGCCACUGGUUGGCUAUAUUUUUUCAGUUUUGCAUUUGGUGUAGCCGGUGAAGUUGUUGCGGGUGUUAUUAUGUUAUCAUAUUAUCCGCAUCUUCAAACAGGAGUACAUUCUGGGUCUACUGCAGGAUUUGUCACGUUCUUUUUGGUAGUGAUCAUUGGUAGUAACUUGAUUCAUAUUAGAGUGUUUGGAGAAUUGGAGUAUAUUUCAAGUUUUAUAAAAAUUUUAUGGGCACUAGUCAUGAUUAUUGCCAUGAUUAUAUUAAACAGAGGCGGGUUCCCCAACACACCGGUAAUAGGGUUUCGAUAUUGGACUUAUCUGAAGUCUGAUUUUGAGAAUAAUGUUAUAUUUGGAUUAUUCAGGCCAUCGUUCAAUCUUCACGAUAGUGGUACAAGUUCUCCUGCUGAGGGUAUAGGUGGUGAUAAAGGAAGAUUUAUGUCAUUGUUAACGGCUGUACUAGUCGUAUGCUAUGCGUAUAGUGGAACUGAAAUUGUGUGCAUUGCAGCAUGUGAAGCUAAAAAUCCUCGAAAAGCAUUACCAUCAGCUACAAGAAGAGUUUUUUGGAGAAUUCUUAUUUUUUAUGUCUUAUCAGCAUUUAUUGUUUCGCUUAAUAUUUAUGCCGGUGAUCCGAGAUUGUUGAGGUAUUAUCUGGGUCUGACUGGUAUUGAUGCCAGCAUGUUCAGCACCAACCCGGCCAUAUUAGAAGUCGGAGGGGCUCAUUGUAAUGUUGAUUCCAGGGUAGUUGGCGGGUAUGGUAGUGGAGCACAAAGUCCAUGGAUUGUGGCAUUGCAGAGCGCUAAUAUUUGUGGGUUUAGUGCAGUUACAAACGGGUUUUUAGUCUUCUUUGCUGUUAGUUGUGGUAAUGCACAGUUGUACGUGAGUUCUAGAACAGUUUAUGCCUUGGCAUUACAAGGGAAGGCUCCAAAGUUUCUUUCAAGAUGUAAUAGGCUUGGAAUCCCCUAUAAUGCGGUGUUAUUUGCUGGAUCGUUUGGUUUACUUGCGUACACGUGUGUUAAUGAGUCAGCUACUGUGGUCUUCCAAAACCUUACUAGUGUUAUUGCGUCAUCGGGAAUUUUUGUUUGGUUUGCUAUGUGCCUUACAUUUAUAAGGUUUUAUUACGGGUUAAAAAGGCGUCCAGACAUUUUAGAUAGGAAUGAUAAGUCUUAUCCGUACAAAUCCCCCUUUCAACCAUAUGCUGCAAUCGUUGGUGCGAUUGGUACGUCAUUCAUUAUCUUUGCCAUGGGCUUUGUGGUAUUUAUACGGGAUGAAUGGGACACAAUGUUUUUCUUUUCCAGUUAUGGAUCGCUUAUGGUAUUUGCAGUGUUGUAUGUUGGUUAUAGAUUUAUCAAGAGUACGUCGAUCCCUAGUUUAGAUAAAUUGGAUUUUGAUUCAGGGAGAACAGAGAUGGAUCGGUACAUCUGGGAUGGAGGAAGAAGUUAUAAUAAAAGGAAUGUUAAGGAAGUAUUCCAUAAAUGGAUUUCAUUUCUUGCAUGA